Molecule: messenger RNA, 2007 nt
Organism: Colletotrichum phormii
Lineage: Eukaryota; Fungi; Ascomycota; Sordariomycetes; Glomerellales; Glomerellaceae
Product: general substrate transporter
Exons: 4
Coding region: 266-1876 (536 amino acids)
Biological process (GO): carbohydrate transport; transmembrane transport
Cellular component (GO): membrane
Molecular function (GO): carbohydrate:proton symporter activity
Source: RefSeq, a predicted model, not a curated record
GGCACGUCCGAAUGGGGUGAGCAGACUAGCUCCGGGGUCAGCAGCCGUGCAGAUCGAGAGAACUCCAAUGCUUCUACCCUAGCUGAGGAAAUCCCGGGGUUAGGAGGUGAGGAAACGCAUAUAAGUCCUCUACCCUGACCUCCUCGUUCACAGACCGUUUCCCUCUUCACCCGCGAGUCGGCCAGUCAACUUCAAUACCCUCUCUUAUCACUCUCUCUUUAAAACCCUUUACCAGUGUUUAAGUAACCCAUAAAACACCGCCAAGAUGGUGAAGAAGGCCUUCAUGUCCCGGCAAGUGGCCGACAACGUCGACAUCGCCCAGGCCGAGGCCCCGCGAUUCGAAAAGGUGUACUGGCUGAGAGAGCCCCAUCUUCGCAAGCUCUACUUCUCGACUAUAUUCCUCAUGGUCGCUUCAGCUACCACCGGCUACGAUGGUAUGCUCGUGAACACCUCUCAGCAGAUGCAGCGAUGGAAGGACUACUUUGGCGACGGUGUCUCCGACAACAACAAGCUCGGUAUCCUCAUCAACAUGUUCAACAUCGGUUCCAUUGUUUCGUACUUCAUCACACCCUACGUGGCAGACAACUUCGGACGUAAGAUUGCCAUUGUCAGCGGUUGUUGCUUCAUGAUCGUCGGCGGCGCCGUCACGGCCUUCUGUAACGGCUGGGGAAUGUACAUCGGCGGUCGAUUCAUACUGGGUUUCGGCAACUCACUUGCUCAGAUGGCUUCUCCUUUGCUGCUGACCGAGAUCUGCCACCCUCAGCACCGUGGCCCUGUCACUGCUAUUUACAACUGUCUUUGGAACCUAGGUGCCCUGAUCGUCGCCUCCAUCGGCUGGGGAACCUCAUAUGUAAACAACGACUGGUGCUGGCGAUCCAUCACCUUUAUCCAGAUUGUCCCCUCCGUCAUCCAGCUCAUCGGUAUCUGGUGGGUCCCCGAGUCUCCGCGUUUCCUCAUCAACAAGGACCGCUCCGAGGAGGCUCUCGCCGUCUUGGCCAAGCACCAUGCUGGCGGCGACUUCAAUAACGCUACUGUUCAGUUCGAGUUCCGCGAGAUGAAGGAGACCAUUCUGAUGGAGAGGAACGCCGACAAGACGACAAGUUAUGUCGACUUCCUCAGGACCAAGGGGAACCGCUGGCGUCUGGCCAUUAUCAUUUCCCUCGGUAUCAUCUCCCAGUACUCUGGUAACGCCAUCUUCUCCAACUACAUGGACGCCAUCUACGAGGGUGCCGGUAUCACCGAGCAGAACCAGAAGCUCGCCAUCUCGACCGGAAAGUCCAUCCUCGAUCUUUCAUGCUCCAUCGGUGCCGCCUUGACAGUUGACUACUUUGGUCGUCGCCCACUGUUCCUGACUGCCAUCAGCGGUAUGGUUGUAUCCUUCGUCUGCUGGACCAUCACCGGUGCCGUUUUCGAGAACUCCAACAGCACGAACCAAGGCUCUGGCUACGCCCAGCUCGUCUUCAUCUGGAUCUUUGGUAUCUUUUACGAUAUUGGUUUCUCCGGUCUUCUCAUUGCCUAUGGUCUCGAGGUCCUGCCUUUCCAUCUCCGUGCCAAGGGCAUGAUGAUCAUGAACAUUACCGUCCAGGCCAUCCUCGCGAUUGGAAACCAAACCAACAAGAUCGCAUGGGACGAGCUCCCCAACCACUGGAACUUUAUGUUGUUCUACACCCUCUGGGACUUCUGCGAACUCGUCUUCGUCUACUUCUUCUACGUCGAGACCAAGGGUCCUACCCUUGAGGAGAUUUCCAAGAUUUUUGACGGUGACGACGCUGUCGCGCACGUCGAUCUCACCCAGGUCGAAAAGGAGAUUGAUGCCAACAUCCACGAGGAGGACAUCAAUACCCGCGCCGCGCACAGCGAGAAGACGGCUGCCUAAAUGUUCGACCUCUUGCGGAGUGACUGACAGGAAAUGGAAGAGAACCCAAAAACAAUGCCUCGUUUUGCAUUGCCAUUUGGAAGGUUCUAGCAGGGCUAGGUGGUGGAUGUAAUGCGAGCCCGGCAUUGGCU